Molecule: messenger RNA, 1092 nt
Organism: Phytomonas sp. Hart1
Lineage: Eukaryota; Euglenozoa; Kinetoplastea; Trypanosomatida; Trypanosomatidae
Source: the annotation of a GenBank genome assembly
AUGGAUAAAAUCAGACCCCUGGCGGAGCUCCCGAAUGGGAAAAAAAUCUAUAGUAUCUGUGGCCAAAAGUUCGAGGUCCCCCCCCCGUACGCCCUGACCAAGCAGAUUGGCGUCGGGGCGUACGGGAUUGUCUGUGCGGCCCAAGUCGUGAAUACGGCGGAGAAAGUCGCCAUCAAGAAGAUCCCCCGCGCCCUGGACGACCUGCGCGAGGGCAAGCGCAUUCUUCGCGAGAUGGAGAUCAUGACGACGCUGCGGCACGCCAACCUGAUCCGGCUCCACCACUUCCUGCGGCCGCAGUCCAAGGCGACCUUCGAGGACAUCUACCUCGUGAUGGACCUCUACGACGCGGACCUGCACCGCAUCAUCAAGAGCGGCCAGGCCCUCACGACGGAGCACCACCAGUACUUCAUGGUCCAGGCCUUCCGCGGCCUGCACCACCUGCACUCCGCCAAGGUCAUGCACCGCGAUAUGAAGCCGAGCAACCUCCUCGUGAACGCGGACUGCGCGCUGGCGAUCUGCGAUUUCGGGCUCGCGCGAGACGACCAGCGCGGGCCCGCCGCGGACCUCACGCAGUACGUCGUGACCCGCUGGUAUCGCCCGCCGGAGGUGCUCGGGAUGGGGCCGCGGCCCUACACCAACGCCGUCGACGUCUGGAGCCUGGGCCUGAUCUUCGCCGAGCUCAUCGUCGGCCGGACCUUGCUCCCGGGGUCGGACUAUAUUAAGCAGCUGAUGUUGAUUAUGAACCUGCUGGGGACUCCGUCGGGGGAGGAUUUGGAGGUGCUGAGCCCCGAGGCUCGGACUUUCCUCGCGGCCCAACCAAAACACCCCGCGCGGCCCUUUAAGGAACUCUUUCCUAUGGCCACCCCGGAGGUGUGCGAUUUGCUCUCGAAGCUUUUGGUCUUUCACCCCGAAAAGCGUAUUAGCGCGAAGGAGGUGAUUGAGCACCCCUAUUUCAAGAAAUUCCGCGAUCCGGCGCAAGAGGCGGGGGCGGAGAACCCAUUUGUCUCGAAGUACAAUCGGGAGUACACCGCGGAGACGCUUCGGAACGCUCUCUGGGAUUUAAUUGUGGAGAACUCCCCACCUGCUGGCUGA